Lagenorhynchus albirostris (white-beaked dolphin) is the source of this 1641-nucleotide messenger RNA. RefSeq names its product oncoprotein induced transcript 3 (gene OIT3). Gene Ontology annotation, molecular function: calcium ion binding. The coding region runs from base 1 to 1641 and encodes 546 amino acids. The transcript has 9 exons. The record is from RefSeq and is a predicted model, not a curated record. Lineage: Eukaryota; Metazoa; Chordata; Mammalia; Artiodactyla; Delphinidae.
AUGCUUCAAUUCCUGCUCUUCACCUGCCUUCUCACCACAGUAACACUGGGGUCACCAACGGCCCUAGAUCCUUGUUCUGCUUACAUCAGUCUGAAUGAGCCGUGGAGGAACACUGACCACCAAUUUGAUGAGUCUCAAGGUUCCCCUCUGUGUGACAACAAUGUGGAUGGGGAGUGGUACCGCUUCACAGGCAUGGCAGGGGAUGCCAUGCCCACCUUCUGCAUACCAGAUAACCACUGCGGAACCCAUGCACCUGUCUGGCUCAAUGGCAGCCACCCUCUGGAAGGCGAUGGCAUUGUGCAACGCCAGGCCUGUGCGAGCUUCAGUGGGAACUGCUGCCUCUGGAACACCACGGUGGAGGUCAAGGCUUGCCCUGGAGGCUACUAUGUGUAUCGUCUGGCCAAGCCCAGCGUCUGCUUUCACGUCUACUGUGGUCAUUUUUAUGACAUCUGUGAUGAGGACUGCCACGGCAGCUGCCUGGAUACCAGUGGGUGCACGUGCUCUCCAGGAACCAUGCUAGGCCCCGACAGACAGACAUGCUUUGAUGAAAAUGAAUGUGAACAAAACAAUGGUGGCUGCAGUGAGAUCUGUGUAAACCUCAAAAAUUCAUAUCGCUGUGAGUGUGGGGUUGGCCGUGUGCUAAGAAGUGAUGGCAAGACAUGUGAAGACAUUGAAGGAUGCCACAAUAACAAUGGCGGCUGCAGCCAUUCUUGCCUUAUGUCUGAGAAGGGCUAUCAGUGUGAAUGUCCCCGGGGCUUGGUGCUGUCUGAGGAUAACCACACUUGCCAAGUCCCCGUGUUCUGCAAAUCGAACACCAUUGAAGUGAGCAUCCCCAGGGACCUGGUCGGCGGUCUGGAGCUCUUCCUAACCAACACCUCCUGCCGAGGCGUGUCCAAUGGCACCCACGUCAACAUCCUCUUCUCCCUCAAGACAUGUGGCACAGUGGUCGAUGUGGUGAACGACAAAAUCGUGGCUAGCAACCUUGUGACAGGUCUACCCAAGCAGACCCCAGGGAGCAGCGGGGACAUCAUCAUCCGAACCAGCAAACUGCUGAUCCCUGUGACGUGUGAGUUCCCGCGCCUGUACACCAUUUCCGAAGGCUACGUUCCCAACCUUCGCAACACCCCGCUGGAAAUCAUGAGCCGCAGUCACGGAAUAUUCCCUUUCACUCUGGAGAUCUUCAAGGACCAUGAGUUCGAAGAGCCCUACCGGGAAGCUCUGCCCACCCUCAAGCUGCGAGACUCCCUCUACUUUGGCAUUGAGCCCCUGGUGCACGUGAAUGGCUUAGAGAGCCUUGUGGAGAGCUGCUUUGCCACCCCUACGUCCAAGAUUGACGAGAUCCUGAAAUACUACCUCAUCCGGGAUGGCUGUGUUUCAGAUGACUCAGUAAAGCAGUACACAUCACGGGAUCACCUCGCAAAGCACUUCCAGGUCCCUGUCUUCAAGUUUGUGGGCAAAGACCACAAGGAAGUGUUCCUGCACUGCCGGGUCCUUGUCUGCGGGAUGCUGGAUGAGCGUUCCCGCUGUGCCCAGGGCUGCCACCGGCGAAUGCGUCGUGAGGCAGUAGGAGGAGAGAAUGACAGUGGUCCAGAGAGCCAGAUGUUGACAGGCGGCCCCAUCAGCAUCGACUGGGAGGACUAG